Molecule: messenger RNA, 2623 nt
Organism: Drosophila willistoni
Lineage: Eukaryota; Metazoa; Arthropoda; Insecta; Diptera; Drosophilidae
Gene: Lgr3
Product: relaxin receptor 2
Exons: 9
Coding region: 291-2609 (772 amino acids)
Biological process (GO): G protein-coupled receptor signaling pathway
Cellular component (GO): membrane
Molecular function (GO): protein binding; G protein-coupled receptor activity
Source: RefSeq, a predicted model, not a curated record
UGACAAAAUUGCAAUACUCACACACAAGCAGUAAGAGAAAGGGAAAUAUCCGUAAACCAAAAUAAAUUCAAUGAGUCAGCAAGAUGCUAUUAAAUUGAGAGCCGAGAUAAAAGUGCGGCACUUAGGAGCAGAAGACACUUGGAAAGUUGGUCAAGGCGACACAAUGGCCAAGUAAUUAAAUUAAACCUCAAAAACAAAAAAAAAACGGAAAUCGAAAUCCUCAUCCUUCUGUGCUGCAGAGAGUUUCAUCUUAAACCCUUUGAACGGUUAAAAGGACUAAAUGCCAAAAAAUGGUCUAUGGCCGUAGCAUAGCUGUUGGCAUUUGCCUAAUAACCAUUGUCUUGGUCCUGGCCAUGGUGAUCUUCUAUCUGAGUUUGGGCCCCUGUCCUGCUGGAACUUUUGCCUGUGCCACCACUCAAUCACAGUGUGUGCCCCAGCGGCAAAUGUGCGAUAAACGUCCCGACUGUGCCGAUGGUAGCGAUGAGAAUCCUGUGGAAUGCGGCCUCUUGUAUGGCAGCAAGGAGAUUGCCGAUAAAAUUGUCCGUGAUGCGAUUGAGAAAAAGCAGCGCAUCACAUUGACGGGAACAAAUUUAAGCAUCGCGAUUACAGCCCUGCCCCCGGUGACAAUGAGAAAUCAAACUCAAUCUAUGAAUUUGAACAUGACUUGUGAUAUCAUCACAUAUCCACGCACCUGCCAAUGUGGCCAAGGAACCAUUCUCUAUUGCGGCCGCUAUGCCAAGCUACGUCGUUGGCCUCGUGUCAGCAUGGAGGUGACCAAUCUGAUUAUCAUACGCAACAAUUUAACCCUACGAGAGCAUCUCUUUUCAAAUUUGACUCGUCUGCAGAAGCUGACCCUCAAGUACAAUAACAUAUCACAUGUUCCAUUCGAUAGUUUUAACGGAUUGUCACGCCUCGAACGUCUUGAGGUUAGUCACAAUAACAUCAGCCAUUUGCCACAUGGAAUCUUUGAUGGUUUGCAUUCGUUGCAAUGGCUGUUCCUGGUCAACAAUUAUAUGCGACGCUUUCCCAUGGCCCAUUUGGGAUUGUUGCCUCGCUUGGAGUGGCUUGUACUUAGUCACAAUUAUCUAACAUUGCGCAACGAAAAGUUCCCCGAAAUAUCAAAGCUAUUCGAAGUUUAUUUGGAUUUCAAUCGAAUCGAAUAUAUUGGCGAGGAAACUUUUGCAAAAUUGGAUAGUUUACAUUUGCUCGACUUGCAGUACAAUCGCAUUACCCAUAUCCAUGGACGAGCCUUUGGUAAGCUCACAAAUCUGCGAGAUAUCCGCCUCGUUGGCAAUCCCAUUAAGGAAUUAUCUGGCGAAACAUUUCUGCACAACAGUCACCUGGAGGCACUAUCUCUGGCCCAGAUGCCGCUUCAUAUUCAUCGCAGUUUGAUGCAACCUUUGAAUAUAUCAUUUUUAAAUCUCACUGGCAUACGCUAUGAACGCAUCGAUUUCAAAGCCAUUAAUGGCAUACGUAAUCUGAAAUAUAUAAUCUAUGAUCGAUUCUUCUAUUGCUCAAUGACUCCGCAUGUGAGAAUGUGUAAGCCAUCGACAGAUGGUGUCAGUUCGUUUCGAGAUUUGCUCAGUAAGCCAGUAUUGAGAUAUUCCGCCUGGGUGAUGGCCACAUUGACCAUAGCUGGCAAUAUAUUGGUGCUUUGGGGACGCUUCAUCUAUCGCGACGAGAACAUGGCAGUCACAAUGGUUAUACGUAAUCUGGCCUUGGCUGAUAUGCUAAUGGGUUUCUAUUUGAUAACCAUCGGAGUGCAGGAUUAUCGUUAUAGAAAUGAAUAUUACAAGGUGGCACUUGAUUGGAUUAGUUCGUGGCAGUGUACGGCUAUUGGAACACUUGCGGUCAGCUCUUCGGAGGUCUCCAUGCUUAUAUUGGCCUUUAUGUCGCUGGAACGUUUUCUACUUAUUGCUGAUCCAUUUCGUGGCCAUCGUAGCAUCAGUUUUCGUAUUAUGUGUUUAACCCUGUUGGGAAUCUGGCUAACGGGAGUGGGUCUGGCCGUAGCUCCAGUUUUGCUUUGGCAUUCGAGUACGAGAUUUUAUGGGGCUCAUUCCGGGACAUGUUUUCCAUUGCAUAUACACGAGGCCUAUCCUCUGGGUUGGCAAUAUUCGGCUUUUGUUUUCCUUGGCGUCAAUCUGUUGCUUCUUCUGAUGAUAGCUUUGCUUUAUACGGCUCUAUUGAUUUCCAUUUGGCGUACAAGAAGUGCCACGCCGUUGUCCUUGCUGGAUUGUGAGUUCGCAGUGCGUUUCUUCUUCAUUGUCCUCACGGAUGUCCUUUGCUGGGCUCCCAUUAUAGUUAUGAAAAUAUGGGUGUUCUUUAACUAUAAUAUAUCAGAUGAUAUCUAUGCCUGGUUAGUGGUUUUUAUUUUGCCACUCAAUUCGGCAGUGAAUCCUUUACUCUAUACCUUUACCACACCCAAAUAUCGUAAUCAGAUUUUAUUGAGGGGCUGGAAAAAGAUAACAUCACGUAAAAGAGCUGAGACAGGCAUUGGAAAUGCAGCCACAACGACGACUGGAACGGCCACAGGAUCCUCACAAAAUCCGGAUGAUUCAAUUAAUGUGGGGAAAGCCAUGCCCUUGACAUUGACCAUGAGCACACAUUGAAAGUUUUCAAUUAA